GAUCAGUGUAGCCCCAGCAGUGCCACCUGUCAAAGUCCAUCAGUGCCAGCUGUCAGUGCCAAUCAGUGCCACGUGCCAGUGCCUAUCAGUGCCACAUCACAGUGCACAUCAAUGCCAAAUAUCAGUGCCCAUCUGAGCUGCCUUUUAGUGUCAUCCAUCAGUGCCAGUCAGUGCCACCUAUCAAUGCCAAUCAGUGCCACCUAUCAGUGCCACCUAUCAGUGCCAGUCAGUGCCGCCUAUCAGUGUGCAUCGGUGCCACCUAUCAGUCAGUGCCGCCUAACAGUGCCGCCUAACAGUGCCAGUCAGUGCGCC
Molecule: messenger RNA, 312 nt
Organism: Staurois parvus
Lineage: Eukaryota; Metazoa; Chordata; Amphibia; Anura; Ranidae
Source: the annotation of a GenBank genome assembly